AGUGGACUGCUCACUACCCGUUACCCAGCAACGAUAGGUAGUGACUUCCAUCUGAACUCGGGGUGACUGACAACCUUUCAAGUGGAAGAGCGCCUGCUGGUGCAUGGUCUACAAACCGGCAGGAAGAUACCAAGCUGGCACCGGGAGACGCGGUACCUUCCACAUUCACUUUCACUUCCGAUUCUUGGACCAACCCUUCCACCUUCCCCCCUCCUUCUCGCUCUCACUCGUGCCAUCAUCCAUCUCCCCCCGUCCGUCACCAUCCUACUUCCACACGGGUUAUCCAAAACAUCAACCUUCUACCAGCAAUACCGGCUUGACGACUAUAUUAAGACAACUUCUCUCUCGCCAAUUACCUCCUUGGUCUUUUGCCCACGAAGCCUUGUUUGACUCAUUCCGAGCGACUUAUUAUAACACACCAGAGAACCGAUCAAAAUGGCAUCCCGCGACCCUGGGGCCAGGGGGGCCACCGCCGGCCCGGCUCCCUCGCCCACACAGCAACCCUCCGGCACCCCGGACCCAGUAGCAAUUGUAGGCAUGUCCUGCCGCCUUCCUGGGGGUGUCGAGACACCAGGGGAUUUCUACCGCAUGAUGUGCCGCGGGCGGUCAGGUUGGUCCAAAGUUCCCAAAGACCGAUUCAACCAGGAAGCCUACAACCACCCGGAUCCGGACCACAAAGGGACAUUCAACUCGCAGGGCGGAUACUUCAUCAAGCAGGAUCUGAGCGGGUUCGACGCGGCGUUCUUUGAUGUCACAAGACGGGAGGCGGAGGCCAUGGACCCAGCCCAGCGCCUCCUAAUGGAAUGCACCUAUGAAGCCUUGGAGAGCGGCGGCAUACCACGCGAGCACAUUGCAGGCACCCGCACCGGCGUCUUCAUUGGUGGGAACUAUGGCGAGCACCGACUUUCACAUAUGCGGGAUCUCGACACGAUCCCCUCGUUCGAUGCAACCGGCAACCAACCAGCCUUCUUGUCCGGCCGAUUAGCGUACUACUUUAACUUGCACGGCCCGACCUUCACCGUUGACACGGCGUGCUCUUCAUCUUUGCACGCUCUGCAUCUUGCCGUCCAGUCCAUCAGAAACGGCGAGUGCGACGCGGCAGUGGUGGGAGCGAGCCAUCUUAUAACUCAACCGGAUGUAUGGGUGUCCAUGUCCAUGCUUCGUCUUUUUUCUGACGAAGGACGGACGUACGCCUUCGAUCAUAGGGCCAAGUCCGGCUACGCCCGCGGCGAGGGCUGUGCAGUAAUAGUUCUGAAACCCGUCGAAAAAGCAUUUAAAGACAACGACCACAUUUUCUCCGUCAUCAGCCACAGCGGGGUCUCCCACAAUGGUCGCACCGUCGGUAUCGUCGCCCCCUCCCCGGACGAGCAAGAACAGCUUUUGCGAGACGUCUUCACUGCCGCCAAGAUCGACCCGCGCGAGGUUGGCUUUUUCGAAGCCCACGGUACCGGCACGAAGAAGGGCGAUCCGAUCGAGGCCACAGCCAUAUACAAGGCCGUGGGCCGGUAUUUGUCCGCAGACGACCCACUGUAUAUCGGCAGCAGCAAACCAAAUGUGGGACAUCUUGAAUGCGCGAGCGGUCUGGUGUCGGUGAUCAAAGGGGUGCUCUCGCUUUACUACGGGUUCAUCCUCCCCAAUGCGGAUUUUGACAAGGAAAACCCGGAGAUUCCAUUCAAGGAAUGGAACAUGACGGUCGCCAAACAGCAGAAGCCAUGGCCGGCACACAAGAAGUAUGCAUGCGUCAACAACUUUGGGUUUUCCGGGAGCAAUUCGACGUGUAUCUUGGCUGGGCCACCAAUCCAUCGCAGGAUCGAGCUGGGCGAACACGGCGCGUACACGACUCCGAGGCUCUUUGUGCUGUCCGCCAACGAUGAGCAGGCGCUAAGGACGAGUAUCAAGGAACUGGGUAUCUGGUUGGAGCAGCAUGCCGAGCUGUAUCAGACUACCAUGCCGCGGAAUUUGGCGUAUACGCUCUGCCAGCGAAGGUCGCAUUUCCCGUGGCGGGUGGCCAUCGUUGAGUCGAUUUGUUCUGGUCUUGCGGGAUCGCUGAACGGACACGACCUCACUCCCAUGCGCGCUUCGUCAGAACAACCACGUCUGGCAUUCAUCUUCACCGGCCAGGGAGCGCAAUGGUAUGCCAUGGGCCGCGAGCUCUUGCAGACCCAUCCCCUUUACCUUAAGGCCAUCAAGCGAGCCGAUGAAGCUUUGCGGAAGGUGGGCGCUGAUUUCUCCAUUUACGAAGAACUCACGCGCGACAAGGAGACAACCAAAGUAGGGCAGGCGCACAUUUCUCAGCCCAUCUGUUCCGCUGUGCAGUUGGCCUUGGUAGACCUGCUGGACUCAUUCGGCAUCAAGCCCGGUGCUGUCACGGGCCACUCCUCCGGCGAGAUUGGUGCUGCGUACGCAGCUGGCGCGCUGACCUUUGAAGGGGCGAUGGAAGCCGCUUACUACCGCGGCCAGAUGAUCGUCGAGCUGAAGAAAGCGUACCCCGAACUCAGAGGCUCCAUGCUAGCCGUGGGCUCCGGAGCCGAAGAAUGCGCACCUCUUCUCCAGCAAAUCAACACCUCGGCAUCCAAAGCGGUAGUGGCCUGCGAAAACUCACCCUCUUCCACCACCAUAUCGGGCGACGAAUCCGCUAUCGACCGGGUCGCCGAGCUGUUCCAGAAGAAGGGCACCUUCAACCGUAAGCUGUUCGUCGACGUCGCCUACCACUCUCCGCACAUGGCCUUGAUUGCCGACAAAUACCUCCAAGCCGUCUCACACAUUCAGCCACCUGAAUCGCGCUCCUCUUCAACCGUCGAGUUCUACUCGUCCCUGCACGCCCGCCGCCUGUCCUCUCUGUCGGAGCUUGGGCCUUCUUACUGGGUCAACAACCUUACGCAGCCCGUCCGCUUUUCCACGGCGUUGCAACACCUCAUCUCCGGCUUCCGGCCGGAUAUCCUGCUUGAAGUUGGGCCCCAUGCGGCGUUGAAAGGUCCGAUAAUGCAAACCAUCAAGUCCCUCUCUUCUCCUUCACUCGGCACUUCCCCUUCUACCUCCACGCCGUCCACAGGGACUUUCCCCCCUGGCGUCGGCAACAUCGCUGCAGUGGCCACCAAGCUCACCUACCUCUCUGUUCUCGACCGCGCCAAGUCCGCCGCGCAAUCCGCCCUCGAAGCGACCGGUGCUCUUUUCACCCGGGGCUUUCAGGGGCUAAACUGGUUCAACAUCAACCACAACCGGGAGGAGUACGAGCGUCCGGACUUGGUAGCGGGGCUAUACAGCUACCCCUGGACUAGGCAGUCGUAUUGGGCCGAGAGCAGGAUUACAAGGCAGCAUCGGUUGAAGCCAUUCCCGAGACAUGAUUUGCUGGGCGUCCUGGCAGAUUGGAGUUCAGAUAUAGAGCCUACCUGGAGGAAUGUGUUGAGUGGAGGGGUCUUACCUUGGUUGAAGGACUAUGCUGUCCAAGGUCAGGGUCAAAGACGGAGGAUGGUCUUCCCAGUGUCGGGGUUUGUGGCCAUGGUGGUGGAAGCGGCGUGGCAGUUGCAUUUGAUGAGGCUAGAGGGGGAUGCAAGCAAGUUUGAGGUCAAAGACCUGAGGGUGGAGGAGCAGUUGUGGCUGGAGGAUGAGGAGAAGGAGUACGAGGUGCUGCUUACCAUCCGGCCUGGCGACGAUACUGGCCGGCGAGACUCGUUUCGAAUCACCUCGUUUGAGGAGAGUCGCGGGUGGCUUGAGCAUUGCACAGGUUUCGUCAAGGCUGACUCUACCUCGCCUGUCCGCCAGCCUCUCGGCUUGUCAAGGCCGCGGGCGCAGUCUCAUCCCAAAACUGUAACCUUCGGCGAGGACACUGUCACCUCCGCCUCUUCCGUAGACGGACAGUCCGACUCCGCAUCCGGUUCUUCAUCUCCAAAACCCGCUUCAUCCUCGGCCUCAGACAGUGGCUCCAUACACAUUGAUAAUACCACCGAAGCAGACGUGCCAGCCGCCCAGGCCCAAGGUUCAACAACCCCCGACACACCUGCCUGCUCCGGGCACAGCACCUCUGCCCCCGCUUCCCUGGACAAGAAGAAGCUCGAACAGAAGCUUGAGCAUGCGAGGGCCACACACCCGUACAAUCUGGAGCUUCACUCGAGCGAGACCAUCUACGGCCAUCUGGCUUCCUCCGUCGGUGCUCAAUACCCCAGCGGUUUCAAGACUUUGACGGAGGUGACAGCGAAUGAAAACACCGCUGCGGCUAACUGUGUGGUGAAAGAGACCAAAACGGAGAUGCCGUUGGGCUAUGAGACUGGGUACAGAAUUCAUCCAGCAGUAUUGGAUGAGCUGCUGCAGCUCCCUUUGUUGAGUUUGGGCGCCGGGGUGCAAGACAAGUCCACUGGAACGUCGUACUUGCCGGCAGCGAUCAGACACUUUACCAUCAGGUCGCGAUGGAAGAAGAAGCCCGGUCAGACCUUCUGCGCUCACUCUGGUGUAGAGAGCAGCAACAAGGGGCGUGAUGCAAGCUUCAUGAUCGAAGCCUUUACUUCCCCAGGCUCCACGACCGCGGCGAUCUCGAUCGCUGGGUUGCAGUUUGAGAGUCUGGAAGCUGAAAAGAAGGAAAGUGGUAGGCCAAGGGAGUUGUGCUUCCAGGUGAGAUGGGAGGAGUUCAAGACUGAAAACAGGCCCGACGCCGAUAACUGGGAUGAUAACAAGGCCGAUACACAAGAACCGGAGGACAAGUCCACUCCCAACAUAGCAAUCAUAACCGAAAUGCCCAAUCCCGAUACAUCUCCGCUGAUUAAAGCUGUCUAUAGCAAGAUUCAAAAGCAGACAGGAAAGCAGGCACGGAUCUCUUCCAUACAAAAGAUCACCGACUUCACCAAAUCAUCCUUCCUGGUUCUCUCCGAACUCGACCAACCCCUCGUCAGCUCCCUCACCAACAAGAACCCUGCUGCAGAAGAGCAACUGAACCAGAUCAAAAAACUAUUGACCACGUCGUCGGGACUGCUCUGGGUAACCCGCGGCGCAACCCGCUUCCCAACUUCCCCAAACUCCAACAUGGCUCUAGGUCUGUUGAGGACGGCGAGGAGUGAAGCUUCGGCGGUUGCUGCUGCAUUGGAUUUGGAUCCUGAAUCGAGACUUUCUGCUGAGCAGCAAGCCAACCUGAUUUUUCAGGCAUUCAGCCGAUCUGUCCUCUCCUCCUCUUCUGCCGCCCACGACGAGAACGAUCCCGAAAGCGCCGAGCUAGAAUUCGCCGAGGAGCAGGGCAAGCUGUACGUCCCAAGGCUGGAGCCUGAUCCGCAGCUCAAUCUUGAAAUCUCCCGCGAACUUGGUCCCUCCAUCCCAUACACCCAAUAUUUCCACCAAGACUCUCCCGAGCUCAACGGACUGAGGCAACUAGAGCUUGCACCCAGCCAUGGACCCAAGGGUAACCUGCAUCACCUCCACUUUGAAGACCGCCCAGAGACUGUCUUGAAAGACGACGAGGUAGAGAUUCUGGUAGCGGCAAGCGCGAUUACGCUUGAUGAUGUUGACUACAUCCAGCAUGACGCGUCCCAACACCACCACAUCGCGAGGGGCUGUUCCGGCACCAUCUCCCGUGUUGGCAGGGGGGUUCAUGAGGUCGCUGUGGGCGCCUGCGUCUGUGCCCUAGCGGAGGGCCGGUUCGGCACGCACGCCCGAGCAAAGGUAACCAGCGUGGUGCCGCUGAACAGCAACAUCACGCCCGAAGUAGGGGCCGGGAUUCCCGUUUAUAUCGCUCGCGCGUGGCGCGCCCUCGUCACUCUCGGUUGCGUACACAAAGGCACCAAACUGAUGAUUCAGCUGUCCGGGCCGACGAGCGUCGCUGCGGUGGAAAUUGCCAAAUCCUUGGGCGCAGAUACGUGGGUGUAUGUCACCAACGACGUCGAAGCCGAUGCGGCGCGGAAAAUGGGCUUUGCGGGAGAAAGGGUGUUGGAUGAGCGAAGCAUUUACAUCCGAAGAAAGCUGGAUGAAGCCACCGGCGGGACAGGGUUCGAGGUGAUCUUGACGGUGUCGGGGGGCAGAAAUAAUGGAGGCGAAAACGAAGCCUGGCAGUGCCUAGCUGACUUUGGCCGGUUGGUAGAGAUCAGGGCAUCGGGGACGCAGAGUUCGAGGCCGCAGUUGGGCGCUAACGCGACGUUUGUGAGCAUCGACAUGGUCAGCUUGACUGUGGGCAGGCCGCAGGAGAUGCAAGAGACUUUGGCGGCCGUCAUGCAAAAGCUGGAGAAGGGAGAGUUCCAGCCGCCGACCAAGACGCAUGUCUAUAAGGUGUCUGAACUAUCAGCGGCGCUGGAGUGGGUGAAAGGGGGCAUGACAGUGUAUCCCGUUGUGGUGGCUGCUGGAGAGAAAGAUCAGGUCAAAGCAACAUACCGCAAGUCGAGGGGUAUCUUCCGGAGAGAUGGUACUCAUAUCAUCAUUGGUGGCACCGGCGGCCUCGGUCGAUCGAUGGCCAAGUACAUGGCUGAGCAUGGUGCCCGGCACAUUGUCCUGCUGUCGAGAAGCGGCGGAGGAAGGGAGAUGGCUGAGCAGCUGGAGAAGGAGAUUGCUUGCCCUGAUCUGCACAUCCGGGUGGAGAAGUGCGACGCGAGCGAUGAAAGGCAAGUGCGCGAGUUGGCGAAAGACUGCGCUCGAGAGUUGCCCAGUAUUUGUGGUGUCAUACACGCCGCCAUGGUGUUGAGGCCAGCUAACAGAACCCAGGACGUCCUCCUCGAGAGCAUGUCCUUUUCCGACUUUACCCAAGUCAUCCGGCCCAAAUUUGCUGGAGCCUGGAACGUGCACAACGUGCUUUCAGAUACCGGUGCCAACCUUGACUACUUUGUUGUUCUCUCCUCGGCCGCUGGCAUCCUGGGUUCCCGUGGCCAGGGAGCCUACGCAGCAGCGAAUACGUUCCUCGACUCGUUUGUGCAAUAUCGUGUGCGCAACGGCCUCCCCGGCACCUCGCUCGACCUCACAGCCGUCACCGACGCCGGAUACCUCGCCGAGAACGCAGAGCGGCAGGACGACAUCAUGCGCAACUUUGGCAACGAGACCGUCUCGGAGCAAGAAGUGCUCGCCUUGUUGUCUGCCGCGGUCCGCGGGGUCAGCCCGGCCCAAGUCCUCACCGGGCUCACGCUACACGUUCAGGCGGAUGGGUCGUGGCCGUACUAUGCCUCGGACGCGCGCUUCACUCAACUCAAAGCCGAGUCUCUGGCGGCCGCUGAGCGUGAAGGUCACGUUCCCAAAGCCGCAACGUCUGCGGGCAAUGCCUUCCGGGCAGCCAAGACGGACGAGGAGGCCAUGGCGAUUGCGGGCCAGGGCAUUCUCCAGAAGCUGUCGGAUGUGUUGACGAUUGAUGUGGCCAACCUGGACGCGACGAGGAACAUUACGAGUUACGGGUUGGAUUCCUUGACGGCCAUCGAGUUGAGGAACUGGAUUGCCAAGGAGUUACGGGCCAAUUUGCAGAUCUUGGAGCUGUUGAGCAGCGGGACGGUGAAUGAUUUGGCGGCGAUUAUUGUGCAAAAGACGAGGGCCGGAACAUGAUUUGUAUGCUCGGGGCGUCUUUGAUUAUACAGCAUGAAGGUCUGGAAUUGAUGUUGCAUUCAGUGAUAGUACGGUAUGGGAGGACAUGUCAUGAUACCACUCAGGAAUAGACUGCCGACGGAUUUCGUUCUCUCGGCAGUCGCUUCACAGAAACCAGUAUGUCGGCCAUUGGUGUUUGUUUGGUCGGUGGAUGGUCAAGUUAUAGAGCUGGGUGAAAGCGAUGUUAUUAUUGUAGGGUUCUAGUCAGAAUGGCGACACAUUUCAUUUUUCGUCGGUUGCCUGG
Molecule: messenger RNA, 7777 nt
Organism: Neurospora hispaniola
Lineage: Eukaryota; Fungi; Ascomycota; Sordariomycetes; Sordariales; Sordariaceae
Product: ketoacyl-synt-domain-containing protein
Exons: 4
Coding region: 436-7494 (2352 amino acids)
Biological process (GO): secondary metabolite biosynthetic process; fatty acid biosynthetic process
Molecular function (GO): 3-oxoacyl-[acyl-carrier-protein] synthase activity; phosphopantetheine binding; fatty acid synthase activity
Source: RefSeq, a predicted model, not a curated record